AUGUCCUGCAAGUUAUUGUUGUCGAAAGGAAAGAAACCAUCGGGAAAUUCAUUCGUGAGUAAUGAAACAGUUGACGAUAAUUUAAUUUUUAAUCAAAAUAAUAAUGUUAUUCCGAUUGAGCAUUUUCCCGAAACUGAUACUAGAUCAUCACUUUUAACAAGUACAGUGGAUCAUCAAGAAUUUGUAGGUGAUAUUGGAUUUGUGACAAACUCACCAAUGAUUGUCACUUAUUUAACGAAAUGCAAUUUUUGUCCUGGCGUUGAUGAAAUUGGUAUUGAAAUAGAGGAAGCUCUCAUUCAGAAUAACAUUGUUAACAAUACUUACCAACAAAAUGGUCUGAUACUGACCGAUCUACUUUAG
Molecule: messenger RNA, 360 nt
Organism: Leptopilina heterotoma
Lineage: Eukaryota; Metazoa; Arthropoda; Insecta; Hymenoptera; Figitidae
Exons: 2
Coding region: 1-360 (119 amino acids)
Source: RefSeq, a predicted model, not a curated record